CGGAUAUACUAGCUCGUAGAAUAUACAAUUACAGUUAGAUUCAAGUACUCAAUCGCCAAAGCUAGCAGUUCUAUAAACGAUCAAUGGAAAACAAACUUCCAAGAUUUUUCAAGGUGUUGAUGCCUGGCUUUCGUACUAGACUGGCCCAUAACAAAAUCAGAAGAUGCAAAGAAGGCAACAACAGGCUGUGUUUCAAGAAUGGGUGGAAAGAGUUUGUGAAGCAAAACCGCCUGGUUGCUGGAGACUUUGUGGUCUUUAAACAUACAAGCCGCCUGAUUUUUAAGGUCAAUAUGUUUGAUCUCACUUGUUGCGAGAAAGAUUGUCAUGGCCAGUCAGAAACAUAUAACAACAUUAUUGAUGGAGAAGGAUGUGCCCAAGGAUCAAAUGGUGAUGGAGUGCAACUUCACAAACAUGAGAAAGUGACGACGGACAAAAAUAGAAAGAGAGUGACUAAAGGGGUGAAUAUAUCUCCAAGGGAGCAGUGUCCUCAAUUUACAAAGACAAUAACGCCC
This is a messenger RNA of Cuscuta epithymum, 512 nucleotides long. The record is from the annotation of a GenBank genome assembly. Lineage: Eukaryota; Viridiplantae; Streptophyta; Magnoliopsida; Solanales; Convolvulaceae.